GAAUUGGCCUGGCCGUGAAUCAACCAACCCCUCAUUUGGAAGAGAAUCACUUCAACGGACCCAAGUAGAUUCAGCAUAUAGAUGGUUUAUGCUUCUUCGCCAAGAACCCGGAAUGAUUUUAAUAUUUGGCGGGUGUCUACUGCAUCUUUUUAAGUUGGCUUAAGCUACCCGAGGGUUCGCUAUUCGAGAUCAAUUUUAAGCUACGUGAAGGUUCCUCUUGGUUUUCUGCUGUUAGUUUACACACGGACCAUUUGAUGGCCCCUGCUUCAUUCCUUAUUUUAGAGUUAACAAUUCUCCGCUGGACGAAAAGAUAUCUUAUCUAAGGAGUGUCAUCUCAAUUUCAUAUUGAAUUUUACCCCCUUCUUGGAUCUUCCUUGAAAAGAUAAUGUUUAUGUGAUGCAUCUUGCCACUCACAUGGCAGCACAAAUGGAGCAGUGCACUCCUAGGCCGAUAUAGCUCAAUUGCACUGCAUAUAAACUGAAAUUCAGUGUUUGUUUAUGCUAACCAUAUGAGUUCUUAUUGUCCUGUGUUCCACAAGUGGGAUCUAUCAAAUAGUGUCUGGUAAGAAACAGCGGCUGAAUCUUGAUUACCCCAUUUUAUUUAAAGAAAAAAGUACUCUUUUUGACAAUUCUAGGUUUACGGUUGGGUGUUAGGAUAAAAGAAAAGAAAAGGAGCUAUCGCAUCACAUUCGUUGACCAAAGAGGAAGCUUUUCAAGACGAUCAGGAAAGGAAAAUACUUCUGCUUCUGAGGAAAUUUUAAGAUUCUAAGUUGCAAGUUAGGCUUUGAGAGCGGAAUAUGACCCAAAAAGUGAUUUAUUGGAACAAGAGUUCAUGCUGAAAGGAAGAUGGUAUCUACGGAAGGAUGUAGAGAUAAAAAAUAGUCGGGGUGAUAUUCUUCAAUGCAGUCAUUACAUGCCCAUUGUCAGUCCUGAAGAAAAGCCUCUUCCAUGCGUAAUAUAUUGCCAUGGGAACAGUGGAUGCAGGGCGGAUGGCAGUGAAGCUGCAAUAAUUCUUCUUCCUUCAAAUAUUACAGUUUUUACUUUGGAUUUCUCUGGAUCUGGACUUUCUGGAGGGGAGCAUGUUACUCUGGGCUGGAAUGAAAAAGAUGAUCUGAGGGCUGUGGUUGAAUAUCUGAGGGCAGAUGGAAGUGUCUCUUUGAUUGGCUUAUGGGGCCGCUCCAUGGGUGCUGUCACUAGCCUUAUGUAUGGAGCAGAGGAUCCUUCAAUUGCCGGGAUGGUCUUAGACAGUCCCUUCUCUGAUUUGGUUGAUUUGAUGAUGGAACUGGUUGACACAUACAAAGUCCGUCUGCCAAAGUUCACUGUGAAAUUUGCAAUCCAAUACAUGCGAAGAGCAAUCCAGAAGAAGGCAAAAUUUGACAUAGUGGACUUGAACACCAUUAAGGUGGCAAAGUGUUGUUUUGUUCCUGCUCUACUGGGGCAUGCCAUUGAUGAUGAUUUUAUACGUCCUCAUCAUUCAGAUCGUAUAUAUGAGGCUUACAUGGGAGACAAAAACAUAAUUAAAUUUGAGGGAGAUCACAACUCUCCACGUCCUCAGUUUUACUUUGACUCCAUAAACAUCUUUUUUCACAACGUUUUGCAACCUCCAGAGGAUGUAAUUGGGGGAUCAAUUUUUGACCCUGUGAAUGAUUACUUCGGUAAGGGUGGUUGGAGAUCUCUGAAUGAAGUGGUAUAUGAUGAGUCCUCAUCAUCAGAACACAAAGAGCCGUCAGCAAGCAGUACAGCUGAUGCCAUUAGGCAAGUCCGUUCAAAAAGACCAAUGAGCAGGAUGGAGGUUCCAUCUGGUAUUUCUUCAAAAGAUGAACACUGUGAACGUGAGGGUGAGAAAUCCAAUGAUGAACUUUCCUCAUCGUCUUCCAAUAUGAUUAGCUUUGAACUGUCGAAUGGCAAUCCCUGUGGACCCCAUGUUCCAACCGCAUGGGAAGAUGAUCAAUACGUGGAAUAUGCGCUUGAUGACCUGACAGGUUUUCCAUCUUGUCCAGAGGAGGAAGAAAGAAUGUUCAUGGAAGCCGUGAUUGAGUCACUCAAAGACAUGGAAAUAAGAAAUCCCCAGGCAGAGCAAUCACCACCUGGCGUUGGAACUGUGCCUGCAGAGCCGUCACAAAAAGAUGAUCAACAGGCUUCUUCACAAGAGCUUUCUAGGCCCAUAGAGAAAGCAGAACCAAUUUCGAAUGUGGCCGGUGAAGUGUCUGGAGCUUUGGAGGCCAAGUCUCAAAACCUUGCGUCUGAACCAAGUUUGUUACCUGGGGGAGCACCGAUUGAUACCUCACCAGCCAAAAACUCAUCCCUGAAGACGAGUGUUUCUUCUGCUAGUAGUGAUAGUCUUGCUAGUGUGCCAAGUUCAUCUGACGCUGACGUAUCACAGAACACCAAAGCCACGUUAACAGUUGAAAAGAAUAAUCAAGCAGGUCAUGUUAAAGAUGGCUUGAUGCGUCGUUGGGAUUUCAAUUUUUUCAGGAACAGUAAUAGUAAAUGAGCUGAGAUGCUCUCUCAAUGGUUGAUUUUUCAUCGUUACUGUAACUAGAAGACUUUAAGAAAUAGGUUGCUUGUGUGCAGAGUUAAUUGCCGAUUCUUUUUCAUCUAACAACGUAUAUGAAUCUCAUUAUUCUCCUUUUUUCU
This is a messenger RNA of Neltuma alba, 2636 nucleotides long. RefSeq lists its product as uncharacterized. Bases 832 to 2493 code for a protein of 553 amino acids. The record is from RefSeq and is a predicted model, not a curated record. The transcript has 14 exons. NCBI's taxonomy places the organism in Eukaryota, Viridiplantae, Streptophyta, Magnoliopsida, Fabales, Fabaceae.